GCCAGUACCAGUAGAGUUGUUCAGCGUACUUAUAGCGGACGUGUUGAAUUUUAAUUGGUAAUUUACAAGUUAUCUACAAAUUAAUACGAAUAGGACAAUCAAUUCAAGUGUUAAAUCUUAACUAUGGAAUCGAAGAGGUCUUGCUGUUCAUCCUCUAUGUGCUGCGGCGCGCCGGUGGAGAAAGGAUGUCUGGUGUUCGCCAUAAUAAAUGCAGUGUUAUGCGUCGCAGCGUCCGCCGGCAGCCUGAUCUUCCUAAUCUACAUCCUAUACACCUGGUUCUCAGAAUCCCGAGGACCAAGUGACAUGUUCCUAGUGUACCUGUUCACGGGCAUCGCUGUCGGUUGCUGUGUGGCGAGUGCUUUAGCGCUCACAUUUGCUGUCGUGCUGGUUAUGGGGCUUCGUAGUGGCAACAAGGGCUAUGUGAUGGCGUACCUGGGCUAUGGCGUAGUGGUUGUCGUCCUGAGCGUGCUCGGGUGUCUCGGGUUCAUCGCUUUGGAGUGGGGCGAGACACAGCCCAUGUUGUACACUUUGAUACCUCUUGGGGUCUCUUUUCUAUACUCCUUGCUGCUGCUACUGGUCUACCAAACCUACACGGUGUUUUCAAAAAGCACGCCUGCCAAUCAUGCGAGACUACUCAACACCUACGAUCUAUGAAGUCCACUAGUUUGAACUUUAAUAUGAAAUAUGUGAAA
Messenger RNA from Leguminivora glycinivorella, 692 nucleotides. RefSeq lists its product as uncharacterized. Lineage: Eukaryota; Metazoa; Arthropoda; Insecta; Lepidoptera; Tortricidae. The transcript is spliced from 5 exons. The coding region runs from base 124 to 654 and encodes 176 amino acids. The record is from RefSeq and is a predicted model, not a curated record.